CUCCUCCUCCUCCUCCUCCUCAGCUCCUCUCCAUCAUCAGCCCGGACAGACUCAGGGAUGUCAGGCACGGCAGAAGAUGAACCCGGAGCACCGAGUGGAAGUCAGAGGUCCCAUACCAUUCAUGUUUGCAUCAAAGGUCUCAAAAAGAGCAAAGAGAUCACCGUCAGACAGGUCAGCACAUCUUUAGUCCUUACUACUGUGUUUUCUGUCAUCAGUUAGCGCUGAUGCUGGGGUAUUGUGGGGUAACAGUGUGGAAUUUGUGUGCAUACAGCUGAAAUGUGGUCUGGCAAAGCGCCUGGAGGUCCCAGCAGAGCAGCUUGUGCUGAUUCACUCCAGUCGGGUCCUCAAAGACUCAGAAGUCCUGAGCCACCUGAAAGCAGCAGAUGGCUCAGUCAGCCUCAGCGUGGGCCAAAGGUACGCAGAAAUACACUAGUGGAAAAAAACAAGCAAGAAAGUAUGUCUGAGAGAAGAGAGUAAAUGAGCAGAUCUAAUUUAGAAAGGAUUCUUCUGUGGGCUCCUCUCAAAUCAUGUUGACUUUUCAAUAACACAAUGUUAUUAUUGAUUAAUGACUGUCAAAUUGUAAAAAAAAAAAAAAAGUGGAUCACUAUACUGUAUAUGAUAUACUUUAUUCUUUAAAAAUGCCAUAAUAACUGUGAAGGAGGACAUUUAAAGGGAUAUUCUGGCGUAAAAUUAAAUUAGGGUCAAACACACUAUAACACCAAGUUAGACACCCCCUUGAGAGAUGAAUGUUGCCGGCUGCUUGCUUCUCUAGUUAUACCAACUUUAGUACAACCGCAGAUGGCAAUACAGAGAGCCACGCGCUCAACCAAAAGCCACUCUAUAGCCAUAAAUAAUGCUCAGAACAGCACCUAACCUCAUCAACAGUACAUAUAGGGUCCCAGCCAUAGUACUAGCCACCAAACAUCUUUUUAGCUUUGCCUAAUUUCUUCACUUGUUACUACUUGUAAAUACUCUGAACCUUCAUAGUAAAAACAGUCCACUUUAUUUUACAGUAAAAUUGAGUCAUGAAGACACUGCUUCACUUCUCAGCUGCCAAACUCUUGACUGACAGUAUAAGUCGAUCAUUAGAGAAACAGAACUGUAUCAUUUUACAGCUGACAACUUGUGUGCCUUACACACGGUUUAAUAACAAUACAGGUGUUGAUUUUGUUCAUGUUUUAGGCCUCAGCAACCAACUGCUCCUCCAACCAGUGAUGCACCAGCCUCAAAAGUGGCGCAAUCAGACCAGAAAGAUGAUCUUGACCCUGAUAGCUUCACCCCCUCCCCGAGUUCUCCUCUCUGCUUGGGUAAGAUUAAUUUAAUGCAAGAACCACAUCCACCUCUAAUAAUGGUCAACUUUUUUUCUGCCACAUAUCUCUUUGUGCCAAAGAUUUUAUAUUUUGUGUCUCCUGGUUGCAUUACUCCCUGGUCUUCAUUUUCUGUUUACCUCAGCUGCCCCUGUUCUGUCAGUUUGAUCUUGUUUCCACAGUGGAAGCUCUUGAUGGUCUUGGCCUGGCGAACAGCAGACAGGGUUUCUUCCCUGCACUCCAGCAGCAGAUGGAAGGCCAGCUGCUGGCUGACCCAGAGAUGUUGCAUCAUGUUUUGGGCAGUCACUUUGUUCAGAGAGCCCUCUCCACCUCCAGCCCCCAACUAAUCAGGCAGAUCAUUUUAUCUAAUCCACAAAUUCAGCAACUCCUGGAAACAAAGCCAGAGGUGGCAGAUGUGCUCAACAACGCAGAUGUCAUCACACAGGUAGAGAUUGAAUACGGUGAAUUGCAGUUAAGCAAGGUCAAACCACUGUAAUGUUUUAGUGCUCCACUGUAAUGAAUUAUCAAUCCGAUUUCACCAUCUUGAACAUAAAUCGCUCCCCAUUUUACUAUUUUUUUUUAACACAUAUGCCUUCAAUCUUCGUGUUCUCACUUAAAUCUGCAGGUGCAGGAGUUUAUCAGGAACCCUGAUAUGAUAGAGGAAACAUUGCAUAACGAAGACAGAGCGUUAGACAAUUUGCAGUCAGAGCAUGACAACACCAAAAGUACCACCUGUGAUACUGAUAAUGAUCAGAAGUCUGACCCAAAAAGACUCCAGUCUCAGGUACAUCAGUGGAAAAGCAUAUUUUAUUUAUUUUUUUGCAUUAAAGCGGACUUACCUUAUGCUCUGAUCUGUUGUUUGUGGUCUUCUCUCUCAUCUUUUUCAGGUUCAGACAGAGAUGCCCCAAAUUCUGACUUCCUCAUUUAUGAAUUAUCAGCCAACUGAAAAAGAAAAGGAGCAGACCCCACCGCUCUCCAGUGACUCCACAGAUCCUCCCAGAAAACUGACCACUACGUCCUUAGAUGAUCCAAACCCUCAUAAUGCUGUUACUCCAGGUACAGAAUUGGGUAACACUUUCUUUUAUGGUACACUUAUUACCAGGUUAUUACCUAGUAACAACAUGAAAUUAUCUAGUAAUUACAUGAUAACUACUAAGUCAAUACUGUCUAGCUACCAGGUAGGUAACCUUCCAUCAUCAUACAAAUUUGAAGCCGAAUUGCUCUGGUAUUUUCAGGAUUUUCUCCGCUUCCUGGAACCACCGCUUGCACAGUAGCAUUGUACAUAUUCAGCAGGUGAGUUGCUGUGAUAACGCUUGGCUCAAACAACGUAUCGCUACACAAUCUUCGCACGCCCAUAGGCUGUAUCAAGUGUCAAUCAUAGAAAAUAAGAACCCCAAAUAGCUUUUGAAGACAGUAUAGACAGUAUUGACUUAGUAGUUAUCAUGUAAUUAACAGAUAAUUUCAUGUUGUUACUAGGUAAUUACCUGUUAAUUACCUGGUAAUAAGUGUACCGUAAAAGAAAGCGUUACCCAGAAUUACAAGACCAGUACUCUACAAUAAGGCUGAACUAAGAGAAAAUAGAGGGAAAUAUCUCCAUGCCCAACUUUGUCACUCUUUAUUUGUCUUUUAUAUGUAUUUAGUUACUUUAAAGGCAGAUUCACUGUCGUAUUCUCCCAAACUCAGUGAGUCGGAUAAUAUCAAUUUCAAGUGGCUGGACUCUUAUUUACAUUUAGAUUUCUCUGUUUUUUCCCUCAUCUGGUACCUGUGGCCUCCUCGUUCUCUGCUCAGGCAUGCAAUCACUGCUGGAGGAGAUUACAGCCAGUCCAGGUCUGAUGGAGAGUCUGCUGUCCGGGCCCUACCUAAGCAGUCUCCUCAACUGCCUCAGUCAGAACCCGGACCUGGCAGCUCAGGUGAUGCAUUCACAUGUCAUUUCUAGGUUUCUGUGAGAAAUCAUGCUGGCUCUAAUUCAGGGAUGGAGAACUGGGCUAGAAUCCACCUCUGUGUCUCUUCUUGUUAACAUAUCCACAUAAUCUCUCAACUCAGAUCCCACACAGGUCUUACAGGCUUUAAAGCUCCGUUUCCAUUCUGUUUCAGAUGCUGCUGAGCCACCCUUUGUUCUCAGGAAAUCCUUUGCUGCAGCAGCAGAUGAAACAGCAGAUCCCUCUCUUCCUGCAACAGGUUCCUCUGCGCUUGGAUGUCUUGCAACAAGAUAGAAAACAGUCAUGUGGUUUACUCAACAAUAGACUAAGAUGUCAGAUGUUUGAUACAAAAAAACCUUCACUCUUCCAUGAUAGAUAUCUAUUGACUACUUUUCUUUUAUUUAUUUCACAAAAAAAACUGAACAGAUUUCUGCUACAACUCUAGUGCUGUCUAAUGUUUGUUAACAAUGAAUGAAAAAAAUGCAGAUGCAGAGUCCAGAGCUGCUGUCAGCCAUGUUGAACCCCAGAGCCAUGGAGGCUCUGCUACAGAUCCAACAGGUCCUUCAGACUCUGGCUGCUGAGGCUCCUGCACUGAUACCCAUGUAAGUAUAGAUAAAUAUAAUAAACACACAAAGCAUCUGAGCCAGUAGAUAACUCUUUACACAGGUGAGCAAGUGGCAAUACCAAGAAAAGCACAUUAAAAAGGCGUCAAUCCUCAUUUGUUACCACCAAUCUUCUGUUAUGCAGGGCUGGACUUGAAAAAAUUCCCACCAGUGUUGAUUCUGCUUCAGCUUGUGAUUUUGCCUGGAAGGACCAAUCAGGAAAUGGUCCAGGGGUCGCCACGGUGACCGAGCAGCAGCAGCAGCAGUUUGUGCAACAGAUGCUGCAGGCCCUGGCUAACACAGACGGGGUAUUAUUGUUGUUUUCUUAAAGAAUAUGCAUCUGACUAUCACACAGCCAUUUUCAGCGUAAUACCUCCAGGCUGCAAAGUCUCAAGUAUGCAGGCAAAUGCUCUGGCACACGCAGACUCAUACUUUUUAAAUGGAAAGCAAACUCAGCCCCUUCAUUUCUACAAUGGCUGAGGGAUGGUCUAUCUUUUCUACCUUUAGAGAAACUGAGAUACAAAAUAUGUAAAGCCCACAGAAACUUCACCCUGACCUGGAGUCCCUUUAUAGAAUUUGAAGAAGGUUUUCAUCUUAAGUUGUAUUGGAUAGUUACAACCAUAGACAGUAUAUAGAAUGGACGCCGUCUGCCUCCUCACUGGGUGAAGCCACUUUGAGAACAGCACCCUCUGUUGACGGGCUGCAGUAUAGGUCAUAAAUCCCGCCUCCGCCAGCCAUCCUUAUGGGGCUGUGGACAAACUUUAUUUACACAGAACAUACAUUUUUGUCCCCCCUGGUUUCGAUGUUGACAUGUAGUUAUUGUAAGACUGGUUCGUGCUCAAGUCCUCUUUUUUCUGUACAGCUCCAUUUUUAAAAGUUAUUGGGGGUUCAUGUUUUCUAUGAUACAGCCUAUUGGCGUUCAGGGAUUGGGUAGUUCACCUGGGGGAUAAGCUGUUUGAGCCGAGCGUCAUCACAGCGACUCUCGGUGACUCUCCCGCCAAAUGUGUACAACGCUACAGGAAAUGAAAAAUAAUCUCAGAAAUACCGAGAGCUUUUCGUCUUAAAAUCCAUAUACAGGUGGGAGGCGGAACCAAGUUGUCCUUAGUAUAUACAGUCUAUGGUUACAGCUAUUUAAAACAUGCUCAAAACAUUAAUUUUCUUAACUUAUGAGAAGAGGUCACUGUCUGACUAUUUUUGUUUUUGUAUUUUCCUGUUUAAUUAAUUUUUUUGUUCAAGAGCCUUGAGGGAGGGGGUCUAUCUGUUUGGAAGUUGUAUGUCUGUUAAUAGAAAACUGCAAAAUGAAGUCUUAAAAAAAAGAAUCUGUAUCUGAUUUGAUCUGCUCUCUUUUGGACCUACAUACUCUUUUUUUUUUUUUUUUAAAUCAUAUUUAUUAAUUUCCACUCUUCAUAACUUGGCUGUCUUGUCUUGUCAGGUCCAUGUCAAGGAGUUCCCGGAGGAGAAGGGCAGCUGAGCUUACUGACUUUCAGACCCUCAUCAACACAAGUGGAGACCUCACUACUGCUAUACAUCUGCUCAGCAUCUAACACAAAAACACACAAGUGCUGAUCUGUGCUAAUAAAUAUAAAGAAGUGAAUGCCCAUGUGCCAAUUACACGCAGUGCAAUCGGUAAUUUAACAGUGCUUAUGGAAAAAAACACAAAAGACAAGCCAUAUUUGUAUUCCUGUUAUUCAAAGACGAGCACGUAUUCCUUCUUUAACUUCCCUUUUAAAAAAUUUGGUCCUGGCACACACUUGUUCUUCCUGCAGUCACACAGGUCCAUACAGGUAACUAAAUCCCCCUCACAUACUCUGCACUUGUUGCAAUUGCAUCAAUAUUCAGAAGCAGGUCAUAUAUUAGUAAUCUCAGUGCAGCACUAUCAGGCUCAAGCUUCUUCUCAUCUUGCCACCUGGAUAGUAAUGAAAGCCUGGAACACCCAGAGACGGUCUCUCCUUGUCUCAGAUUGAAGAUUAAAGUAUGAGAACAACGUGUUUGGUGCUGUUCCAGUCGUCCCCUCACGACUGUGUUUUGUCCACCACAGGCUGUAAAGAUUAGACACACCAAAUAAUUAAAAAAGUUUGUCUCACAGGAAAGACUGACUUAGUGCAAAACCAAAGAGCGUUUGUAUCUCGAGGGCCACACACGCACAGAAACUCUGAUUUACUCAGAUUAUCUUCUAAACUCACUCUCCCAGGAGACCCUUCUUCUCAGGCAUGACUACAAAGAAAUAGAAAACAUCUAGAAAAUGACAACACACACUGCAAUACAAUUAAGACGAUUUACCUUGCAUAGGUGAGGACCUUUGAUGCCAAACUCCUUGCAUUAAAAAUCUCUGAUUUGUUGUUCCAUUGUUAUAUAGCCAGAGCUUAUUCUUUUGUGAAGCACCUGUGUGUGCACCAUGCCAUAUUUUUGAAAUAUUCCUUUAUUCAUCUUUUGGAUUUGGUGUAAUCUGUUAAAACAGUACACUUCUAUAAUUCAUGUCCUGUGUCAGUCAACAGAGCUCCCUCAAUUAUAGAUGCAUGCACAGUUUUUUUUAUUUCACAUGAAUUUGUGAUGAUGUCCUGCUUUGUUAAGGUGCUUUUGUUCCCUUCAUACCUUAGUGUUAUUGUGCUGGUAUCAGUCCUACUGUAGCUUUAUAAGAUGUUAUCAAGUCAAGGAUAUUAAGUGUAAAACUAUAUGAAACACAGAAAGACAGGGUGCAAACAUGUUGUAUCAAGUAUCACUCCGCAGUCUCAAUAAAGACACAAGUGAAAUACAAA
Xyrichtys novacula (pearly razorfish) is the source of this 6584-nucleotide messenger RNA. Lineage: Eukaryota; Metazoa; Chordata; Actinopteri; Labriformes; Labridae. The record is from the annotation of a GenBank genome assembly.